AUACUAUAUUGCCAAAAGUAUUGGGACACCCCUCCAAAUUAUUGGAUUCAGGUGUUCCAAUCACCUUCAUGGCUGCAGGUGUAUGCAGACUGCUUCUACAAACAUUUGUGAAAUAAUGGGUUACUCCCCAGGAGCUCAGUAAAUUCAAGCAUGGUACCAUGGCAGGUUGCCACCUGUGCAAUAAGUCCAUCCAUGAAAUUUCCUUGCUACUAAAUAUUCCACGGUCAACUGAUAGUGGUGUUAUAACAAAAUCGAAGCAACUGGGAACAGUAACUCAGUCACAAAGUGGUAGGCCACCUAAAAUGACAGUGCGGGGUCAGCGCAUGUAUGCAAGUCACCAACUGUCUGCAGAGUCAAUAGCUAAAGACCUUCAAACUUUGUCUGCCCUUCAGAUUAGCACAACAACCGUGCAUAGAGAGCAUCAUGGAAUGGGUUUCCAUGGCCGAACAGCUGCAUCCAAGCCUUACAUCACCAAUGCAAAGCGUCAGAUGCAGUGGUGUAAAGCGUGCCACCACUAGACUUUAG
Staurois parvus is the source of this 525-nucleotide messenger RNA. NCBI's taxonomy places the organism in Eukaryota, Metazoa, Chordata, Amphibia, Anura, Ranidae. The record is from the annotation of a GenBank genome assembly.